AUGUCAGGUCCACCACCAGGAUUUGGUCCGCAAACUACGGCCAUAUCCAAUCAGGAUCUAUCUAUUAAGAUUAAGAAGCAUCAUCAAUUCUCAAAGCGUCGCUGGGGACUUAAGAAACCUGGUGGCGCAGGUACUUCUGGCAGUGAGAAAGUUGAAUUGCCUCCAGAGCACUUGCGUAAAAUUAUUAAAGAUCACGGUGAUAUGUCACAUAUGCGUUAUAGAAACGAGAAGCGUAUUCACUUGGGUGCCCUCAAGUACGUUCCUCACGCUGUACUCAAACUUCUUGAAAAUAUCCCAAUGCCUUGGGAGCAAGUACGUGAAGUGCCUGUACUCUAUCACAUUACAGGCGCUAUCACUUUUGUUAAUCAAAUUCCACGUGUUAUUGAGCCUGUCUACCACGCUCAAUGGGCUUCCAUGUGGCUCGCUAUGCGUAGAGAAAAGCGUGACAGAAGACACUUUAAGCGUAUGAGAUUUCCUCCCUUCGAUGAUGAAGAACCUCCACUCGAUUACAGCGACAACAUUCUCGACGUUGAGCCUCUUGAAGCCAUUCAACUUCCUCUAGACGAAGAGGAGGAUGCUCCUAUUAUUGAUUGGUUCUACGAUCCAAAACCACUCGAAGACACGGUGCAUGUUAACGGUCCUUCCUACAAACAAUGGUCCCUCGAUUUGCCACAAAUGGCUAACCUUCACAGAAUUGGUAAAUCUAUACUCUCUGAAACGCAUGACCGUAAAAAUGCCAGUCACUUGUUCGAAGAUAAGGCUUUCUUCACCUCAAAAGCUCUCAACAUGGCCAUCCCAGGUGGUCCAAAAUUCGAGCCUUUGUUCAAGGAUGAUUUGGAUGAUGACGAGGAUUGGAAUGAGUUUAAUGAUAUUAACAAGGUUAUCAUCCGUCAGCCAAUUCGCACUGAAUACAAAAUCGCUUUCCCACACCUAUACAACUCUCGUCCAAGAGCUGUUCAAAUUGGUCCAUACCACUCCCCUCAAUCUCAAUACAUCCGCACAGAUGACCCUGAUAUGCCUGCUUUCUAUUUUGAUCCUUCCAUAAAUCCCAUCUCAUCAAGAGCUGUAGCUGGUGCAGCCAACACACCACAAAUCAGCCAUGAGGAUGAGAUAUUUGGCGAGGAUGAGGAAGAUGAAUUUGAAUUACCUCAAGAUAUGGGUGCAUUUUUGGAAGAUAAACCAGUACAUACUGAACGUACAUCUGACGCAAUCAGCCUUUGGUGGGCGCCUGCUCCAUAUAAUACUCGCUCAGGUACAAUGCGCAGAGCUCAGGAUAUACCGCUCAUCAAAGACUGGUACAUGGAACACUGCCCACCUGGUAUGCCAGUCAAGGUGAGAGUUUCCUACCAAAAACUCUUGAAAGUUUACGUCCUCAACAAACUCCAUCAACGUCCACCAAAGCCCCAAAUUAAGAAACGGUUAGUUCAAAGUCUCAAAAGUACAAAAUUCUUUCAGCAGACAACUAUUGAUUGGGUUGAAGCUGGUCUCCAGGUCGUUCGCCAAGGUUAUAACAUGCUCAAUUUGCUUAUUCACCGCAAAAACCUUAACUACCUCCACUUGGAUUACAACAUGAACUUGAAGCCUGUUAAAACGCUCACAACUAAGGAGCGUAAGAAGAGUAGAUUUGGUAACGCUUUCCACCUUUUGCGUGAAAUUCUUCGCUUAACAAAGUUGAUCGUCGAUGUGCACGUUCAAUUUAGGUUAGGAUUAUGUGAUGCGUUCCAGCUGGCCGAUGGUCUCCAAUAUUCUUUCGCACACGUCGGUCAACUCACCGGUAUGUAUAGAUACAAGUACAAGAUUAUGAGACAGAUCAGAAUGUGCAAGGAUCUCAAACAUCUAAUUUACUACCGCUUCAACACUGGCCCAGUAGGAAAAGGACCUGGUGUAGGUUUCUGGGCACCAGGUUGGCGUGUGUGGUUGUUUUUCUUGAGAGGUAUUGUUCCACUUCUCGAGAGGUGGCUCGGCAACUUGCUUGCUAGACAGUUCGAGGGUCGUAAUAGCAGGGGUGUAGCGAAGAAUGUCACCAAGCAGCGUGUCGAGUCGCAUUAUGAUCUUGAAUUGCGUGCUGCUGUUAUGCACGAUAUCCUUGAUAUGAUGCCUGAAUCUCUCAAACAGAACAAGGCAAAGACCAUCCUUCAGCAUCUUUCUGAAGCUUGGAGAUGCUGGAAGGCUAAUAUUCCUUGGAAAGUACCUGGUAUGCCUACCGCGAUUGAGAACAUUAUCCUCCGUUACGUUAAGAAUAAGGCUGAUUGGUGGACAUCCGUAGCUCACUAUAACCGCGAGCGUAUUCGUCGCGGUGCUACAGUUGACAAAGCCGUCGUUAAGAAGAAUCUCGGUCGUCUUACUAGACUCUACCUAAAGCAAGAGCAAGAGAGACAGCACGGUUACCUCAAAGAUGGUCCAUACAUCUCAUCUGAAGAAGCCGUUGCGCUGUACACCUCGACUGUCCACUGGCUCGAAAGCAGGAAAUUUUCUCCAAUUCCAUUCCCUCCAUUGUCGUACAAGCACGACACCAAGAUUCUCGUUCUCGCUUUGGAAAGACUUAAGGAAGCAUACUCUGUACAAGGUCGUCUCAAUCAAUCACAAAGAGAGGAAUUGGCACUGAUCGAACAAGCCUACGACAACCCACACGAGUGUCUGUCUAGAAUUAAGAGAUUGCUGCUGACUCAGCGUGCAUUUAAGGAAGCCGGUAUUGAGUUCUUCGAUACUUAUGACAAGCUCGUUCCUUGUUAUGAUAUUGAACCUGUCGAAAAGAUCACUGAUGCUUACCUCGAUCAAUUCCUCUUCUUCGAGGCUGACAAGAGGGGUCUUUUCCCUUCAUGGGUGAAACCAGCUGAUACUGAGCCACCUCCAUUACUCACCUACAAGUGGGCUCAAGGUAUCAAUAAUCUUUCUGACGUCUGGGAGACCAGUGAAGGUGAAUGCGUGGUUAUGAUGGAGACGCAGUUGAGCAGGGUCUACGAGAAAGUCGACUUGACUCUCCUCAACAGACUUCUUAGACUAAUCAUGGACCACAACUUGGCUGACUACAUUACUGCAAAAAACAACACUCCACUUACUUACAAAGAUAUGUCCCACGUUAACUCUUAUGGUCUGAUUAGAGGUCUUCAGUUCUCCGCAUUCGUCUUCCAAUUCUAUGGCUUAGUGCUUGAUCUACUCAUCCUUGGAUUAAAUAGAGCUUCCGAGAUGGCUGGACCUCCACAGUCGCCCAACAGCUUCCUUCAAUACAAGGACACAGCCACUGAGGUUGCGCACCCUGUCAGACUCUACUCUCGAUACGUCGACAAGAUCCACAUUCUCUUCAAGUUUGACGCAGAGCAAUCUAGAGAUCUCAUCCAGAGGUACCUGUCUGCCAAUCCAGAUCCAACUAACUCGAACAUUAUCGGCUACAACAACAAGAAGUGCUGGCCAAGAGACUGUCGUAUGCGUCUGAUUAAACACGACGUGAACCUUGGAAGAGCGGUGUUCUGGAAUGUGAAGAACUCCCUCCCAAGGUCUUUAACUACUAUUGAGUGGGAGGAUACGUUUGCGAGUGUGUACUCGAAGGACAAUCCACAGCUCCUCUUCUCUAUGCAUGGCUUCGAGCUGCGUAUCCUGCCCAAGAUCAGAGCGAUGAAUAGCGAGCAAUACAGACUCAAUGAUGGUGUAUGGAAUCUUACCAACGAAGCUACGAAGGAGCGUACAGCACAGGCUUAUUUGAGGGUAUCUGACGACGGCAUCAAUGCAUUUAACAAUCGUAUACGUCAAGUGCUUAUGAGUUCAGGAUCGACUACCUUCUCCAAGAUCAUCAACAAAUGGAACACGACCAUCAUCGGUUUGAUGACAUACUACCGUGAGGCUGUUCUGCAUACGAAUGAACUUCUCGACUCGCUCGUCAAGGCUGAGAACAAGGUACAGACCAGAGUCAAAAUUGGUCUCAAUUCAAAGAUGCCUUCACGUUUUCCACCUGUAGUGUUCUACUCGCCAAAGGAGCUUGGCGGUUUAGGUAUGCUUUCGAUGGGUCACGUCCUCAUUCCUCAGUCUGACCUUAGGUGGUCGAAGCAAACUGAUACGGGUAUUACACACUUCAGAUCUGGUAUGACGCAUGAAGAUGACCAGCUCAUUCCAAAUCUUUACAGAUAUAUCCAGCCAUGGGAAGCUGAGUUCGUCGAUUCUGCUAGGGUCUGGUCGGAGUAUGCUAUGAAGCGUAAAGAGGCAGUCAGUCAGAAUAGGAGAUUGACACUUGAAGAUCUCGAAGAUAGCUGGGAUAGAGGUAUACCGCGGAUCAACACUCUAUUCCAAAAGGAUAGACAUACCCUUGCGUACGAUAAGGGAUGGAGAGUGCGUACAGAUUGGAAGCAGUACCAGCUACUCAAGCACAAUCCAUUCUGGUGGACGUCGCAGCGCCACGAUGGUAAAUUAUGGCAGCUGAACAACUACCGUGUGGACGUUAUUGCUGCUCUUGGUGGUGUUGAAUCUAUUCUCGAGCACACAUUGUUCAAGGGAACUUACUUCCCAACCUGGGAAGGUCUCUUCUGGGAGAAAGCUAGUGGAUUCGAAGAAUCGAUGAAAUACAAAAAGCUCACAAAUGCUCAAAGAUCCGGUUUGAACCAAAUUCCAAACAGAAGAUUCACUCUGUGGUGGUCACCUACGAUUAAUCGCGCGAAUGUCUACGUUGGUUUCCAAGUCCAGCUUGAUCUCACUGGUAUUUUCAUGCACGGUAAAAUCCCAACACUCAAGAUCUCACUUAUUCAAAUCUUCCGUGCGCACUUGUGGCAGAAGAUUCACGAGUCUGUCGUCAUGGAUUUGUGUCAGGUCUUUGACCAGGAGUUGGAAGCACUUCAGAUCGAGACUGUCCAAAAAGAGACAAUCCAUCCACGUAAAUCUUACAAGAUGAACUCUUCAUGUGCUGACAUCCUUCUCUUCUCGGCUUACAAGUGGAAUAUUGCCAGACCUUCGCUGCUGAAUGACAGCAAGGAUGUUUUGGAUGGUACUACGUCGAACAAGUUCUGGGUUGAUGUUCAGCUCAGAUUUGGUGACUUUGACUCUCACGAUAUUGAGAGAUACACCAGAGCCAAGUUCUUGGAUUACACCAGCGACCCAUCUUCCAUGUACCCAUCUCCAACUGGUUGCAUGGUUGGUAUUGACUUGGCCUAUAACCUGUACACCUCGUACGGUAAUUGGUUCCCUGGUCUUAAGCCACUUAUGCAGCAAGCUAUGGCCAAGAUCAUGAAGGCUAACCCAGCUCUGUACGUCUUGAGAGAGCGUAUUAGAAAGUCGCUCCAGCUCUACUCCUCGGAGCCAACCGAGCCAUACCUCAACUCACAGAACUACUCGGAGCUGUUCUCCAACCAAACUAUCUGGUUCGUCGAUGAUACUAAUGUCUACCGUGUCACUAUACACAAGACAUUCGAAGGUAACCUCACCACUAAGCCAAUUAACGGUGCUAUCUUUAUCUUCAACCCAAGAACUGGUCAACUGUUCCUGAAAAUCAUUCACACAUCUGUCUGGGCUGGUCAGAAGCGUCUCGGUCAGCUUGCCAAGUGGAAGACGGCCGAAGAAGUUGCUGCUCUUAUUCGCUCACUUCCUGUUGAAGAGCAACCUAAGCAGAUUAUUGUUACUAGAAAGGGUAUGCUUGAUCCAUUGGAGGUUCACCUUCUCGAUUUCCCUAACAUUGUGAUUAAGGGCUCUGAACUGCAGCUACCAUUCCAAGCCUGCCUGAAGCUGGAGAAGUUUGGAGACCUUAUCUUGCGCGCUACUCAGCCCCAGAUGGUGCUGUUCUCACUCUACGACGACUGGCUGAAGGAGAUCUCGUCAUACACGGCUUUCUCCCGUCUCAUUUUGAUCCUGCGUGGAUUGCACGUCAACAAUGAAAAGGCAAAGAUUAUCCUGCGUCCAGACAAGAACACAAUCACCGAGCCUCACCACAUCUGGCCAUCGCUUUCAGCGGAAGACUGGAUCAAGGUGGAGUCACAGCUCAGAGAUCUUAUCGUCAACGACUUUGGUAAACGUAACUCUGUCAAUACUGCGUCUCUCACUCAGUCUGAAAUCCGUGAUAUCAUUCUUGGUAUGGAGAUCAGCGCACCUUCUAUCCAACGUCAACAGAUGGCCGAAGUCGAAAACUCGGCUGCUGACGCAAAUCAAAUCACAGCACUGCAAACCAAGACUACUAACGUUCAUGGUGAUGAGAUUAAUGUUGUCACAACUACGAACUACGAGAAUCAACAGUUUGCCAGCAAGUCUGAUUGGAGAGCUAGGGCUAUUUCUUCAACCAACUUGCCAUUAAGAGUGCAGCACGUUUUCGUCUCGAACGAUGACGUCAAGGACGAUAGCCAGGCGUACACUUAUGUCAUUCCAAAGAAUAUUCUCAGGCAAUUUAUUAUCAGCGGUGAUCUUCGCACGCAGGUGGCUGGUUUCUUGUACGGUGUCUCGCCACCCGACAAUCCACAGAUCAAAGAAAUCAAAGCGAUAGCAUGGGUGCCACAGCGCGGUUCAUUCAACAACGUUGAACUGCCUAGCAGCCUUCCUGAGCACGAGUACCUCCUCAAUGAUCUCGAGCCUCUUGGUUGGAUUAAGACACAAUCUCUUGAGCUCAACCACCUCAGUCCGCAAGAUGUCACAACGCAGGCACGAGUCAUGGCAAACAACCCCGCUUGGGGUCCAAGCUCUAUUUGUUUGGUCUGCUCGUUCACACCAGGCAGUGUUAGCUUGUCUGCAUACACGCUCACUGUGAAUGGCUUCGAAUGGGGUCGCAAGAACCAGGACUUAGGUGGACAGCCGGCUGGCUUCAGUCCUAACUUCUCAGAGCGCACACAGCUGCUCCUUUCUGACCGCAUUCUUGGUAUGACGCUUGUACCUGAGGGCGGCAUUUGGAAUUAUUCUCUUUCGCUCUCCCAGCAAUGGACACCGGCGAUGCCCUACCAAAUCUCGCUAGCUAGACCUACCUCGUUCUGGGCUGACGUUCACCGUCCGCUCCAGUUUGCUAAUUUCUCAGAACUGAGCAAUAACGCGGACGCGGAUGUCGAAAACAGCUUGGCUUAA
Molecule: messenger RNA, 7020 nt
Organism: Wallemia ichthyophaga EXF-994
Lineage: Eukaryota; Fungi; Basidiomycota; Wallemiomycetes; Wallemiales; Wallemiaceae
Product: Pre-mRNA-processing-splicing factor 8
Exons: 6
Coding region: 1-7020 (2339 amino acids)
Biological process (GO): spliceosomal tri-snRNP complex assembly; mRNA splicing, via spliceosome
Cellular component (GO): U5 snRNP; catalytic step 2 spliceosome
Molecular function (GO): pre-mRNA intronic binding; U1 snRNA binding; protein binding
Source: RefSeq, a predicted model, not a curated record